AGCGGGUUGGGCUGCGGAGGGAGGGGUUGGUUGCGGCGAGUCUGUCAGGCUCUGAGGUGGGGUAAACACACACAGUCGGGCUCCGGGCGCUGGACGGAGGCGGCGAAAGAAGAGUCCUGGCUGCUGCGGCUGACUUUGUUGCGGUGUCGUCGGCGUCGAGGGCUCCGGUGGCGGCAGGACGAAGCAGCCGGAAAAAUGGCGACGGCCGCCCAAGUGUGCGAAAACAUCCAGAUGCUGCUGGAGGCGGCCGAGUUCCUGGAGCGGAGGGAGCGAGAAGCUGAGCAUGGCUAUGCUUCCAUGUUACCCUACAGCAGCAAGGAUAGAGAUGCCUUAAAACGAAGAAACAAAUCUAAGAAAAAUAGUAGUAGUAGCAGAUCAACACACAAUGAAAUGGAAAAGAACAGACGUGCUCAUCUGCGACUGUGUCUGGAGAAGCUCAAAGGGCUGGUGCCUCUUGGACCGGAAUCCAGUAGGCAUACCACGCUAAGUUUACUUACAAAAGCUAAAUUGCACAUUAAGAAACUUGAAGACUAUGACAGAAAAGCAGUACACCAAAUAGAUCAGUUGCAACGAGAACAGCGGCACCUGAAAAGGCAGCUGGAGAAACUGGGCAUUGAGCGAAUAAGAAUGGACAGUAUAGGAUCUACUGUUUCUUCUGAUCGAUCCGAUUCAGACAGAGAAGAAAUCGAUGUGGAUGUGGAAAGCACAGACUACCUAACAGGGGACCUAGACUGGAGCAGCAGCAGCAGCCCAAGUGAUUUGGACGAAAGGGGAAGCUUGCAGAGUGUCUGCAGUGAUGAGGGCUAUUCAAGCGCCGGCAUUAAGAGAAUAAAGCUGCAGAACAAUCUCAAGGCUUGUCUCAGCCUAUAAGGAGCCAGUAGCUUUCUUUCCAUCCAUUGCUGUUUCCUUGUUGGAUCUUACUAGGUAGUAUGUUGGACCGUCCCACAAUUCUCUUGCACGUAAACUUAUUGUGCCACCAACAUUACCAAAAUCUGCUUUGCCUAAGUCUGAAAACAGUGCAUAGGGUUGUGGGUUACAAGCUACUCUCUGGAGCACACAUCUGAUGGCAUCCACUAGCUUCCCUUUUCUGUCAGUAAACUCAUCUCUGUGAGACUGAACAUUCCUACCAAAUUUCUAAGCACCCAAUAAUAUUGUUGCAGUAAUAGCAACUUACACUUUUUGCCUGUGCUGCUAUUGCUUAAUGUUCAAGAUUAACUUUUUCACUAUAGGGGUGGGAGGAGGGGAGAGCAUAAUAUAAGGUGUCUGAAACAGCCAGACUAGCCACUAUUCCUCAAACAUGACCUCUAUAGGAAGAACUCGUGGUUUCUGUCAUUCAGAGCUGGUAAUUGGCAGAGCAUACUUAUGAAGCAUUGCAAGUUUCUGUGAGGUAAUUGCACAGUGAAAUGUCCCAGCCACUGUUCAGAAGUUAUUCUGAAGUGUCCCAAGUCAUUGUAGUUGUGAUGUAAUCUCUGAGACACUCCUGCCAGUACUGAAUCAAAGCUUCAUUUGGAUUAUAAGCACUGAGCCACCUUCUCAGCAGUAGUCCCAGAGGACGAGGAUUGAGACAGGCAACUGGCAGACUAAAACUAACUUUGGCAGAAAUAUAGUAGGAAUAGGAUUGUGCUGUAGGCUUUUGAUGGGGUGGGGUUCUUUUCACUAUUAGCUCAUUACCUUGGUAGGAUGCCUUUACUUAAAAAGACAUCUCAAUUAUCUUUGGUGUCAAAAGACCAAAUGGUACUUUAAACUACUCCAGUGCAAUCUUUAUGAUGAUGUCUUUGCAUUGAUAGCUGCAUUUACCUUUUGUUCCUAGCAGCAGUUCUAGCUAAGUCCUUCUUGUCUCUGGGACAAUUCUUUCUACCUCAGAGAGAUGAACAAAGCUGAUCUCGAUCCCUUUAGCACAAAAGAAUUAUGCCUCAUUUGUAUACUUGGUUCUAGUCCAAUCUGUUUACUUAAAAAAAUUCAGCAAUAACUGAGUGACAAAGUUAGCUGUGCUAGCUUUGAGUUAAUGACUGAGGAGACUGCAUUACAGUAAUUCUGUGGUGCCAUCUUGGCAUUCUAGUACUCCUUUGCCUGUUUAAAUUAUUUGGUAGCCCUCAGAAAAGUGACUUGCGUGUGGAUUUUAGGUUUGACUUUAUUAUCUUUUCUGUCCGCUUCUCACCCUGUCUCUCGUGUCCCACAUCCAACAGCAUUCUAACCACUAACUAGAGCACACAAAAUGUACAUAAUGUGGUCUAUGAAUAGUAUUUAUUCAUUUUUAUAUAAACUUAAUGUAAUAACAUUCUUAUGAUUUUAUGCUUUUAUAGAUGUUUAGGAAACUUUGUAUUUCAAGGUCCACUGAGUGAGAUUUCCUUAGUCCCAUUCUCUUUGCUUUGAACAUUUAACUCCCAGUGACUUUUAAUAUUUAUUUGUAUGCAGCUUGCUGUCCCCAAGCACUUAAAGGAUACCUGAGAGCCAAUUAAGCAACUUCAUGUCACUUCACUCUAAAAGGGCUAUGUAGCUUAUUUAGCUUCAAAAUGUAAUUCAUGCUUGCUUGCAUGACCUGAGCUGCCAAAAUCCACUAGGACACAAGUUCUAAACAACAUGAAAAUUACAUUUGAUUUCUUCAAGAAGCUUAAAGCUAUCUUGGGGGGGGGAAAUACAAGAUGGGAAGUGGGGCUAGUGGAUUGCUAAAGAUCUCCAAAGCUAUUUCUUUUGAGUGUGCUAUCUUUUUAAAAAAAAAAAGGCUGGAAUUUUAAGUUGUCCAGCAGACUUGCACUGAACUCCUAUUUGUUGGAGGCCUUCUUGCAUUUAUAAGCUGGCUUUGAAUCGUAGCAGAAAACCCUUCAGAGAGCUAGCUCCCAACCUGUAAACUAAAAGAAGUUGAGUAGCUGCACUUUGAGGUCCUUUGUUCCGACAUGUUUCUUGCCUGAGACCUUUGAGAUUCUAUAUUUGUUAAUGAGUUGCAUAAAACUGCCUCACAAAUUCAACUCCAUGUUGCCACUUUAAGGUUCAAAGUAACUUCAGAUUUUGGGGGCAUUUUGAUGGGGUAAAUUUGAAUAACAAAUUUGUGUACUUUUCUUUAGACGUAACGAGUCUUAAGGAUUCGGCCUAAUGUGUUUUAAUUGUUGUGCCUUUAUAUGAGUUAAUUAUAACUGGGCGCAAUCCACUUCUAACUUCUCCUACAUAGUAGCCCUUUUUUCUCUUCCUCCUUCCCCGACCCCCAAAUAUCUAGACACAUGGAAGUAGCAGUUUAGCCAUGGUUGUAUGUGGCCACUUUUGUUUUGGUGUACUUUGAGCCGGAGAAAUUCCUGAUGGAUUGUGCCUGUUAUAUUUUUAGUAAAAUACUGUGGGAUUCUUGUUUUGGGGGGCUGGGGUUUUGUUUUGUUUUUUGGUCCCUAUUGUGAACUGGUAAUUAAUCUUUGCACUGUUUGGAUGUGAUCCUUUCAAAAUUUGGAUGGUACAGAAAUAUUGAACUUGGCAAAUGAUGCACUAGUGUUUUUUUUUUUUUAAAAAACUAACCUAAGGAGGUGAGCGGGGUUUCAGAAGCAUCUGGGCAGGUAAAACAAUUUGUCCUGUGGGCUCCAGGGACACCUUUAAAUCUCUUGGCUAGGACUGGCCUUAGCAGCUGCAAACAUUUGUGGUGCUCUUUGCUAUUCACCCAGCCCAUCGCUCAGAUAGUUGUGCCCACUUCAAGGAUGGAUAAAUAGGCCCAGUUGCAUACAUGGCCCCCAUUAUUAGAAAUUCCUGCCAACAGGGUGAGGGAGGUUUGUACUGUGCUUGCAGAUAGGCAGCACUGGUGUGGUGCGUAACUGCACUAAUCUAUCCUGUCUCAACUUCAUGAGCAGAGGUUUCAUACACUGCCAAGGUGGUGUGGGAGCAACCACAGGGGUAGCAAGUGGCAACCAUGUCACCUGGGUGAUGUAUAAGCUGGGCCAUAGAAGUGUGACAUGGCCUAGCCAGACUUUCUCUCGAAUUCACUGAUCCACCAGCAUUAUGACUCGAUAAACUGCAGCUACAUUAAUUUUGAAGAUUACUAAAGGGGAACUGGGGUUGUUUCUGUGCCUGUGUUUACAGCUGGAAGCCGCAUGUGUUAAAAAGGUCGCACUAAACGCUGCUGCACUCAGUAAUGGCCUGCGCAGAAGCAAAUGUGGGGCGCACUUGAUUGGAAAUGGAAAUUCAAAUUUUUUGCUCUUUCUGAUCAGAAGUAAAUGUGGAUGUCAGGGUGACAGUCUGAAGUAGCCUAAAAGUAUUGUCUGUACCUGAUGAACUUUUCUCCUGAGUGUUGAACACCCAGAAAUUUUAUUAUGGUAUUGUGUUUUUUAUAAAGCAGAGCUUUCAAGGUGCUGAUAGUCACAUCUUGUGAACUUUUUUCCAGGGUUGGUGUGAAUACCUGUUUUUGAUUCAAGUUGAGCACUUAUUUGAGAUGUCCAGUGAGGUGCCACAAACUUUCCCACCCUCUUGCAAGAUUCCAGAGCUCUGGGCAUUAGCAGGCUGAGUUCUGCCAACUGCCAUUUUAGCACUUUGUUCUCAGAAUAUGGCACUUCUCUCCCACCCUUAUUCCCCUCCCUCAUUCUUUUGUCUUGUUGCUCUCCAGAACUAAAUCUCUCCAAGAGCGCUUACAAAUCCACUAGAAGGAAGCCCUAUGUUCUUUGGGAGGAUGGGAUGAAUGAUGGGGAAAGUUCUUUUUUUUUAAGUGCUCUCUGCCUAAUUAGAGUGAACUGGGCAUCUGGUGUAAGCUCUAGCAAUAUAUUAGGACUCUUGAGUCCUCCUUUUGCCCUCUUGGUAACAAAUUUCAGGUUUUGACACUUAACUGUAUAGAGACAAAUUCUGCUUUUUAUACCUAGUUAUGUGUUUGCUCCCCUGAUUACAAAUACUGUGUUGCUUACUCCCUUGCUGCUUUGAUUUGAAGAGGGUUUAUUAUUAUUAUUAUUAUUAUUAUUAUUAUUAUUAAUUCUUUCUGUUAGGGCAAGUGUUUUGUUUUUGUACAUUAUGACCACCUGAAGCUCUUUGAACAUCUAUGUGAAUCAGUGACACUCUUAGUUUGGAGGAAAAACACCCCCACACACUACUGAGCAAACAAAAUCUCUUUCUCUGCUCCUGCGUCUCUGUACAAAGAUUGACUAUAGCAAACCUGUUUGUUUUGAAUAUUGUGGUCUGGUUGAACAACUCUUAAAAGUCAGCUUGUUUGGCUGCCAUCUGCUUGACGGCUUAAAUAUGCUUACUGAAACAUACCUGUUCCCUUCUGAUGUGCCCAAAGAUUUGGCCUAUCUGGAGGAGUUUGGCUUUAUUUUUGUGCUGUUCUUUUUGAUUGACCUUUCCUCAAAUAGGUGCUCUUAACAACACUUGCGCUUUUGAACUCUUGACAUUAGUUUUGGAGUCUUCCAAAUAAAAAUGCAGCCUAAACAGGGGAGCAGCAGAUAGGGAGAAAAUAGGAAUUCAGUUUCCAGGUGUUCAGUUCCUAAUGUAAAUACCAUGUCAUAAAAAUCCUGUGUCAAGACCAUAUAAUGGUGCUUUUUAUUACAGUUAGCACAUGCAUUUUUAGAAAUUACAUGUUUUAGAAGACCUUGCUGUGUAUAUGUAUACUUCUGUAUUGUUCAACUGUUAGAAAAUAAAUUAUUUCAUUAUUAAA
This is a messenger RNA of Zootoca vivipara (common lizard), 5608 nucleotides long. RefSeq names its product MAX dimerization protein 1 (gene MXD1). NCBI's taxonomy places the organism in Eukaryota, Metazoa, Chordata, Lepidosauria, Squamata, Lacertidae. Gene Ontology annotation, biological process: negative regulation of transcription by RNA polymerase II. Gene Ontology annotation, molecular function: RNA polymerase II cis-regulatory region sequence-specific DNA binding; DNA-binding transcription factor activity, RNA polymerase II-specific; protein dimerization activity. The record is from RefSeq and is a predicted model, not a curated record.